AUGGCUUUGAACAACCAAGCAGCGUGGUUCCACAAGACAAAUGAGAAACUACAGAUCGGCCCGGCAGAAGUCGGCAAGCCUGGAGCAGGAGAGAUCCUGAUCAAGAACCAUGCCGUCGCCAUCGCUCCCGUUGAUUGGAAAAUUCAAGAUGGAGCGUUUCCAUUAACCGGCCUACCUCGUGUCUUGGGUAAUGAUGUUGCCGGAGAGAUUGUUGAGGUCGGCGAAAAUGUAUCCGGCUUCUCCAAAGGUCAGCGGGUUUUGGGUCAUGCAAUCGGACUGGUCACAGGGAGACCGGAACAGGGCGCCUUUCAGAACUUCACUGUUGUCCCGGCCAUUGCAGUCAGUCCUAUCCCUGACAAGCUAAGCUACGAGGAAGCAUCCGUUCUUCCCCUGGCUAUAUCUACGGCUGCAGACGGCUUGUUCCACAAAGAUAAACUCGGCCUGGCAACACCCGGCCACAAGGAGGAGAACUCUGGCAAGGCCAUACUGAUUUGGGGCGGAAGUUCCAGUGUUGGUACCGCCGCCAUCCAACUCGCCGUGGCCGCCGGCCUCAAAGUAUUCGCCACAGCCUCGAAGAAGAAUUUUGAACUUGUCAAAGAGCUUGGAGCUAGUGAAGUUUUUGAUCAUGCCAGUCCCAGCGUUGUUGGAGAUCUGACGGCGGCCCUGCAAAAGUACACCCUCGCUGGCGCUUAUGACGCCAUUGGAAGUCGAGACUCACAGCUCAACUCCGCCCAGGUUCUGGUUCAACUGGGAGGUGGCACUCUGGCAGUUGUGAUUCCACCAAUCGCGGAUAUCCCGGCGACGGUCAAUGCAAAGGCUGUCUUUGCGUUGGCAAUCCUGUUGCAGGACAAGGAAGUCGGCGAGGCCAUUUACCGUGAUUUCCUUCCGGCCGCGCUUGAGAGCGGACAGAUCAAGCCGGCGCCCAAAGCCGAGGUAGUGGGCCACGGGCUUGAAUAUAUACAACCUGCGAUCGAUGCGCUGCGGCCUGGAGUGUCCGCCAAGAAGCUGGUUGUCACCUUGUGA
Capronia epimyces CBS 606.96 is the source of this 1023-nucleotide messenger RNA. RefSeq lists its product as uncharacterized. Gene Ontology annotation, molecular function: oxidoreductase activity, acting on NAD(P)H. The coding region runs from base 1 to 1023 and encodes 340 amino acids. The transcript has 3 exons. Lineage: Eukaryota; Fungi; Ascomycota; Eurotiomycetes; Chaetothyriales; Herpotrichiellaceae. The record is from RefSeq and is a predicted model, not a curated record.